AUGGCGGACGUGUCGGGCAGCGUGCUGAAGCGGCCUCACCCUGAGGACGAAGGCAACAAUACACAGAAGAGGACACGGUCAAACGAUGGCUCCCCGAUGCCUAGUCAGGGGGGCUCUGCCGCCGGGAAGCCCGAUAUUGAAAGAAUGGUUGCGGAGGCAAGAGCCAAGGCAGAGGCUGUUCGCGCCAGACUCCAGGCGGCACGAGGCGCAACACCUACUCUUACACCAGCCGCAUCAAGUCCGAGCGCUACUCCGCCUACAACUGGUGCCAGUGCUGCUAUGUCGAGACUCGAACAGAUGAGGGCAAGAGUCGCCGCGGCUACGGGGAAAGCCAACCAGGGGGCUCCGCAACGGCCGGCUGCUCCGGCGCCGACUUAUCAACCUCCGGCGUUUGACGAUGAAGGAAUAUCAAAGGCUCGAGGUGGGCUGGAUGUUGGACUCCAUCCAGCGUUGCUUGGGGAUGCGAUGCCGGAUUUUCGAGGUGCCAAAGGACGACAGAUAUCGCAGCAAAAGUUCGGCGGUGCGAUGGGCAAUCGUCGAACCGAAUCGCCUAUUCCGGGGAAAGAGAAGGCACGGCUCGAUAUAUCUGGGCCUUCUAUUGAAGAGAUCAAAAGCAACCCAUAUUUUGACCCCAGCCUUGGUCCUAAGGCUACGAUUGCGAAGCCACGGCAAGCACGUCAGCUUGAGUUCAACCCUAAAGGGAAAUAUAUUCAACAGGCAGCUGCUCUGCGGCGUCAGGCACAGCUGGAGGCGAUGAAAAAGCGCAUUGCCGAAAGAGCACGUCAGGCUGGUAUCGAUGAGGAUUUGGACGUGGAAAAGUCGUUUCUUGUGCCUGCUCCUCCAGCAAUCGAGUGGUGGGACGAAGGCCUCGUCAAGGGGUCUGACUACGCCGCUAUUGAUGACGAGAACAACCUAAAAAUCGAUACUCCCGAUUCCAUCGUGACGGUCUACAUCCAGCACCCUGUGCUGCUUGAACCUCCUCAGGAGAAGCACAUGCCUGAGCAGAAACCAAUGUACCUGACUCCCAAAGAGCAGGCAAAGAUCCGUCGCCAGCGUCGCAUGGCCGAUCUGAAAGAACAGCAAGCGAAGAUCAGACUGGGCCUCGAGCCGGCACCUCCACCAAAGGUGAAAAAGUCUAAUCUGAUGAGAGUCUUGGGCGAACAAGCUGUCAAGGAUCCAACGGCGGUAGAAGCUCGGGUGAACAGAGAGAUUGCCGAGCGUCGCACAAAGCAUGAGGAUAUGAAUGAGGAGCGCAAACUGACCAAGGAAGAACGACGAGAAAAGCUAGCCAACCAGCAACAAAAAGAUGCUGACAAGGGAAUCUUCGUCUCCGUCUACCGGAUUGAGAGCCUGGCGAACGGGCGGCACCGCUUUAAGGUCAGCAAAAACGCUGAACAAAAUGCGCUGACCGGCGUCUGCGUCAUGAACCCUCGAUUCAACUUGGUGAUUGUGGAAGGGGGAAUCCAUUCGAUCAACAAUUACCGGAAGCUCUUGCUGAAUCGCAUCGACUGGACGGAAAACGAUGGCCCAGGCGCCGUCCGCGAAGGCAAUCGUGAGGCACAGAUAGCCUGGUUGUCUGCAGAAGAUGAGAAGACGGGCGAGCUCAAAGAUCUCAGUUCCAACGCCUGCACCCUACUAUGGGAAGGCCAGACGAAGGCCCGCGUCUUCAGGAAGUGGCUUGGUGCACGGAUCUGCGAGACUGAUGCGGCAGCAAAGGAUACACUAUCGCGGUCCAAAAUGGAGAAUUUCUGGACGCUAGCUAAGAGCUCGAAACCUGCCGAGUACUGA
Molecule: messenger RNA, 1788 nt
Organism: Penicilliopsis zonata CBS 506.65
Lineage: Eukaryota; Fungi; Ascomycota; Eurotiomycetes; Eurotiales; Aspergillaceae
Exons: 1
Coding region: 1-1788 (595 amino acids)
Biological process (GO): mRNA splicing, via spliceosome
Cellular component (GO): U4/U6 x U5 tri-snRNP complex
Source: RefSeq, a predicted model, not a curated record